This is a messenger RNA of Chara braunii, 3295 nucleotides long. The record is from the annotation of a GenBank genome assembly. NCBI's taxonomy places the organism in Eukaryota, Viridiplantae, Streptophyta, Charophyceae, Charales, Characeae.
CGUAAAGUCCCGCUUGGCAUGUGAAGUCAGUCCCACGGUGUUCAAAUAUCUGUCUGCAUUUCACCAGCGCGAUCAAGCAAGUGUGCAAUCGCCUGUCCACGUAGGAGGAACUCUUGCAUUGCAGUGGCAAUCAGUCCGCGGAUCGAAUCCGGCGCUUCGCGACGUACAGCGUCAUCUUGUGGCGUUCGCUUGUCUUGCCUCCGCAUGGCCGCCAGCGGCGUGACGAUGUCAAGUCUCGCCAUACCCGCAGCUCGCCAGACGUGUUGUUGGCACUCCCUGAACGAUGACUCAUCAUCAUCAUCAGCAGCAGCAGCAGGAGGAGGAGGAGGAGGAGGAGGCACGUGCAGACUCAGCCAGCGCAGUCACAACUGGUUGCGUCAACACUGUAGUUCGCUCGCGGGCGAUGGAAAGAAGGCCGUAACUCUGCCACGUCAGCCAAUCUGCGCACUGACGUGUCACUCAGCGGCGAGAAGUAGCGGGUGCGCGGAGGACGAGGAGGAAGAGCGGGGGCUGAGGACUGCCAUCUCUCACGCUCUUCCGCGCGCUCGCGCCCCUUCAACGAGAGUGCGUCUGCUACGAACGCGAACGCCAACUCGUGCAACUACGGCAGAAUCUCCCAAUGAAGGAGACACGUGGACAGGGGAAGAGAACGACACGUCAUCCCGGACAGAAACCCCUGCGGUAGAUCUACAAGCGCUUAAGGCCAAAGUCCUGACCACCAUCGCCGGAUUAGACAGAGGAACUGCCGCGAGUGAGGAGGACUGUAAAAGAGUGGAGGAGGCAGUGAAGGAGUUGGAGGCGGCGGGAGGGGGCAGGAUCAACCUGCUCUCAGGAAUAGCGCGGCUUGAUGGAAGAUGGCGACUGGUAUUUUCCAGCGGGUUCGCUUCUGGAAGUUUCGGUGGCCGCCGCCCUGGACCGGGUAUCGGACGGGCACCUUUGACUCUGGGGCAGGUUUAUCAAGAUAUAGACGUCGAGGAGAGGAAACUGGACAACGUGGUGGAGCUUCGGCUUGGAGCGCCAUGGCCGGUUCCACGUCUAGAAUUGACAGCCAUUUUGGGUCACUCGCUCGAAACGACGGACGAGGGGAACGCCCGCAUAAGGUCGACGACGAUAAAGUUGAAGCCUGAGGGAGCACUUCAGCUAAUUCCCGACUUAGAGCUACCUUCCAUCUCCUCCUUUUUCCGAGCCCAAAAUCUGUUCCAGAGCGAAUCGGAUAAAGACAAGUCGCCAUCACGAUACGGAACGUUCUCCGUCACGUAUCUUGAUCCUGAGUUUCGUAUUAGCCGAGGCGAUCGGAGUGAGCUUCGCAUCUUUCUGAAGGUGUAAACGUGUCGAAGCGCUGCGGCGUCUUUUCUGAUCUGAAACGAGGAACAACUGUGUGUGUGUGUGUGGAGAUGUGUGUGUGCGCGAGCGCGCCCGUGAUUGUGUGCGUGUGUCUGAGUGAAAGAGAUAGGGCGAGAGAUCAGGACAUUACGUUAUGGAUCGAACUGAAAGAGUGAGCCUUGGGGCACAUAUGUGUGUCUGUGUGUAUGAGAGAGAGAGAGAGAGAGAGAGAGAGAGAGAGAGAGAGAGAGAGAGAGAGAGAGAGAGGGAUUUGUCGAAGCCUUUUCCCUCCAAGUGCCUGGACGUUGGCUGGUCUAAGCUGGAAGAUCACUUGUCACUUCGAAAUGGCACAUAGAAAACUACAGAUCUGGAUAUGUAGGCAGAUAGGAAGAAAGUUUUUUCCUAACGGUUGAGUUUUCCAACAAGCAGGAAUAGCCAUUUCUAGCGAGCGAGCAAACGAGAGAGAGAGAGAGAGAGAGAGAGAGAGAGAGAGAGAGAGAGAGAGAGAGAGAGAGAGAGAGAGAGAGAGAGAGAGAGAGAGAGCCGUCCACAUUUUGGGGGCAGAGGGGGGAAGGCCCCGUUCUCAUUCGGGGGCAAGGGGGUUUGUUUCUGGGGGUUUAAAAAUUGUACUUUCUGGGGGUUGUAAAAUCAUCAUCCUUUACGGGCGGCAUAGAGGAAUGUUUUCCGAUAGUCAGGAGAUAUUGGACUUGAGGCCAAAUAAGUGUUACUUUGACCUCAGCCAGCCCGCCAGUCGAUCGACACCUUCGACGGGUCACCAGCGAUCCCCCCCUCCGCCCUCCUGUCAAGUUGUGUCAACCUGUCGGACAGAAAGAUGGCAAUCAAUUAGCCAAUUGUGCAGAUCGAUCGAAGCGAAGGUUGCGGACCUGAAAUGCUUUGUAUUUAUCUUUUACCGUGAUUUCCCCCCCCCCCCCCUGUCUACAUGACCUUUGCAGAUUCGUAAUUGGUGGCCAAAGAAGGGGCGGAGGUGUAAAGGUCAAUAAAGGCGAUGAUGUAUACAGCUUUCAGGGCUGGCCUUCAUGAAGCAGCAGGACGAAAUUGUACCUUCAUCCCGCCGCGCGCACAGUGUCUACGAGUCGGGGCUGGUUGGCGUUCAUGCGUGAGGAGUGCCCAGGGUGUGGUGUCAAGCGGACCCCGGCCCCUGUCGGGUCGUUUUGACGUGCACAGGCGGAGAUCGAAGCUUCAUUGCGGCGCGCAGCGUCUCCGAGGCAGGGCUGGUCGGCGUUCAUGCGUGAGUUGGGGCCAGAGGAUGGUGUCAAGCGGACCCCUGUCGGGUUCAUUUUGACGUGCACAGGCAGAUUCAUCGCGGCGCGCAGUGUCUACGCGGCAGGGCUGGUUGGCGUUCAUGCGUGAGUUGGGCCCAGAAGAUGGUGUCAAGCGGACCCCUGUCGGGGUCAUCUUAACGGGCACAGGCAGAUUCAUCGCGACGCGCAGUGUCUCCGAGUCAGGGCUGGUUGGCGUUCAUGCGUGAGUUGGGGCCCGAGGAUCGUGUCAAGCGGACCCCUGUCGGGGUCAUUUUGACGUGCACAGGCAGAGAUUGAAGCUUUAUCGUGGUUGCCGUUCAUGCGUGUCUACACGGCAGGGCUGGUUGGCGUUCAUGCGUGCGAGUUGGGGGGCCAGAGGAUCGUCUUAAGCGGACCCUCGCCUCGAAGGGGUCAUUGUGACGUGCAUGAUCUUAGAAGACAAGAAGAUGAGGAAAUGAUGUGGAUAAGGAAAUGAUGUGUAUAGUUGCGGAGAGGUGAUGAUUGACCUGUCGACAGAAGAAGAUGACGUGCGUAGUUGUAGAAAGGCGAUGACUGAUCCUCCCUCAAAUCUACUCUGCGGCUGUAUUGAGUAAGGAGUUUUUCAAGCGGAAAAACUGUUGUAUCAUCCGGACUGUGUGUUUUCUUGAACGUCGUGCUUUUUUUUUUUUUCCAAUUGCUUAUUUUAAUGAUCUGCCAAGAGCCGUGUUGUA